GAGACGGAAGGACUCCAUUUUGUUUGCAUUCACUCCUCUGCAACCACUACCGACAGACACAGCCCAACGACUUCGCAAAGCAGCACACCACAACUCAAAGGUAGAAGAUGAGUGGAUGUCGUAUUUUCAUCGGCCGCCUGAGCCCCUCGGCCCGGGAGAAGGACGUGGAGAGGUUUUUCAAAGGAUACGGCCGCAUCCGGGACAUCGACCUCAAGAGAGGCUUCGGCUUCGUGGAGUUUGAUGACCCCAGAGACGCUGAAGAUGCAGUGUAUGAGCUUGAUGGAAAAGAACUCUGCAAUGAAAGGGUGACCAUUGAGCAUGCUCGUGUGCGUCUGCGUGGAGGUCGAGGCAGAGGCGGCAGUGCUGGAGGUCGUUUCUCAUCAGACCGCUAUGGCAGAGGAUCCCAGAGUAGCCGAAGUAGAAAUCCUCCCCCCAUGCGCACAGAAAACCGACUGAUUGUGGAGAACUUGUCCUCCCGCGUGAGCUGGCAGGACUUGAAAGAUUACAUGAGACAAGCCGGGGAGGUGACUUUUGCAGAUGCACAUCGGCCAAAGCUUAACGAAGGGGUGGUUGAGUUUGCCUCUUACAGCGAUCUGAAAAAUGCCCUGGAAAAGCUGUCCGGGAAAGAAAUCAAUGGCAGGAAAAUUAAGCUCAUCGAAGCCAACAAAGCAAAGAGGUCUAGAAGCCGCUCCCGAUCGGAGAGCUCAUCACGCUCCCGCUCUCGUUCCCGGGGCCGGUCUGCAUCCCGCUCGCCCCGUCGCUCUCGUUCUCCCCGCAGUCCCGCCCCCAAAGCCCGCUCACCCCGCUCUCGUAGCGCCUCGCCUGCCCCCCGCGACUCCUCCCGCACCCCUCCACCCUCCAAGUCCAAAUCCUCCUCCUCAUCGUCCUCCAGCAAACGGCAGGCCAAGACCUCAAAGUCCAGCCCGCCCCCGUCCCCUCCCCCGGCCCAGAAGGCAUCCCGGUCACGCUCCCGGUCGAGAUCCAGAUCGAGAUCUCGUUCCCGUUCCCGCUCCCUGUCCACAGAUAGUCAGCGCUAAAGGCAAAUUUUUUUUUUUUUUUUUUUUUUGACUUAACUUUUUGAUGUGUAGAUUUGACAGAGUCUGAAGCUGAGCAGCCGUGUCUGCUUCUGGUGGGUUUUCCUGUCUGGAUUUUGCAUGUUUUAGUACACAAAUGCUUGAUAGGCAGGAGAUGAAAUAUCGUGGAAUUUUUAUCGGACUGAAGGACUCAACUUAGCAUUUCAAAUUUCACUUUCAUUUGGUUUACUCGCAGCAACCUCAGAAGGAAAUCUGCAUCCCUAGUUUGCAGUAAUUUGAAUAUUUUGCAAUGGUUCAAAGCUAAAUACCCUCUUUUUUAAAUUCAGGCGGAAGAUUUGGUAUCGUGUAGAAGGGUUUCCAUCUUAUCCACUUUUUUAUCCAAUUUUCAAUAUCUGAGUUACUGUAGCUUCAAACGCUGGCAUGAGCUUCUCAAAAUUAAAUCUCCCAUUGGUAGACCAACUUUCUCUGUAAACUGCCAUUUUUGGGGUUUUUUUGUGGGGGAUGGGGUUUGUAGUAUUUUUCAACUCUUAUGCAGUUUGUUUGGUCCAUUUUCAUCUUAAUUUUUUGCUAACUGAUACUUUGUUGCAGAUGUUUUGAGUGCUUAAUGUGAACAAUCUUCUCAGCAUUUAUCUGAGGUUAUUUUUGUUGAAAAGCAAGAGACGUUUUUGUAAAUAGUGAUUUUAUUUCAAUGCAAAAAAUGUAAACAUUUGUAUGGUGACAGUGAGACUCAAACCAAUUAAACACAAAAAGUAC
This is a messenger RNA of Periophthalmus magnuspinnatus, 1787 nucleotides long. RefSeq names its product serine and arginine rich splicing factor 5b (gene srsf5b). Gene Ontology annotation, molecular function: mRNA binding. Lineage: Eukaryota; Metazoa; Chordata; Actinopteri; Gobiiformes; Gobiidae. The record is from RefSeq and is a predicted model, not a curated record. The transcript is spliced from 8 exons. Gene Ontology annotation, cellular component: cytoplasm; ribonucleoprotein complex; nucleus. Bases 108 to 1037 code for a protein of 309 amino acids.